This is a messenger RNA of Tachysurus fulvidraco (yellow catfish), 2169 nucleotides long. RefSeq lists its product as uncharacterized. NCBI's taxonomy places the organism in Eukaryota, Metazoa, Chordata, Actinopteri, Siluriformes, Bagridae. The transcript has 7 exons. Gene Ontology annotation, biological process: response to bacterium. The record is from RefSeq and is a predicted model, not a curated record. The coding region runs from base 48 to 629 and encodes 193 amino acids.
AUUGGUUUAGACACACUGUUUCCUCUUUGUCUCUGGUCUGAUACACAAUGGUUCAGUUUAAAACUCUGUCUGUGUUUUUCUGUGUCAUGGGUUUGCUCUCAGAGACUCAGAGCUCUUUAACUUUGGAGGCAGAAGCUGGAGAUAACGUUACUAUUUGGUGCAAACAUGAUCUAAAACAUCCAGAUACGAUCUUCUGGUUUAAACACACAAGUGAUUCAGUUCCACUUCUUCUUGGGUGUAAAAAGUUUUUGACAUCAGCUCCAUCAAAGUCGUGUUACUUCUUUAGUGAGAGUGAGAGAAUAGUGAUGUCUAUUCAUGGCAGUAAAACAUCUCUCACAAUCACUACAGUAAACGUAUCUGAUACAGGACUCUAUUACUGCAGCUUCAGUGAGAAAAUGAUCUUCAGUGACUCCACAUAUUUACAAGUGAAAGGAUUAAAUAAAACAGUUUCUGAAGACAAAGCAACAGGUUCUGUGUCUCCUGCUGUGUUCUUCAUGCUGAUUGUGAUGUUUGGUUCAGUGUCUGUGUUUCUUCUCUUUGUCCUGAUCAUCAUACUGAAGCACAGAAAAACACACAGAGGUGCUGAAGCAGAUGAUAAUGAGUUCAGAAGUUUGCAUUUCCCUUUGUGAGGAUCCUGACUCUGAUUCUGCUCUACAGCUCUGGAAGAAGAAAACCAAAAGGAGACAUGAUGAAAUGGAGUACUCUUAUGUUGUGUUUUCUUCUGUCACUCAGUAACACAGCAGAGUCUUUGUCAUGUGUCUACAUCAUAUCACACACUGUUUACUGAUUACUGACCUCUUACACAUUUCUGAUAGUGAGUCAAUGAAGGAAUGAUCACUUUUACACAAAAUACAUGAAUCCUCUAUUUUACACAAGAGGAUUCAUGUAUUUUCACUAAAAUACAUGAAUCCUCUAUUGUGUAAAAUAGAGGAUUCAUGUAUUUUCACUAAAAUACAUGAAUCCUCUAUUUUACACAAUAGAGGAUUCAUGUAUUUUAGUGAAAAUGUAUUAUGUAAGUAAUGUAUAUGUUAAAAAAAAAAAGAAUGAAGCCUGUGUGUCUUCUAAUAUGACUGUUACAGUGUUUUUCUCUCAGUUCAUAAAGUUCACCUAAAGUAUCGGUUUGCGUUAAUAUUUCAUGUGUAUGUGUGAAUCAGCUUAUAAGUGACAGAAAUGUGUGACGGUUUAACAACACUGAGUGUGUAAUCUGUCGCUAAUGUCUAAUCUCAGUCUAAUGCUCUCCUUCAGUUCUUCAGCACAUAGUAUGAGGUCAUUAGCAAGAAUGUAUACAGUUUAGUGCAUUAUUGUUUGUACUUACAUUUUGUACUGAAACUUUUAAUCAGCUUCAAAAUAUAAAAUCUAACUUUAUUGCUGAUGAAUUGAACAGAACAAAUAUCUUUCACAUUUUUAUUAGAAAACUGAUUAUACAUUAAAAAAUACAAGUAGAUUGCUCACAUUAAAUGUAUUUAUUUAUUUGUUUGUUCGUUUGUUCACAUCACAGUUUGUUAUUCAGAAUUCUUCAUCUAAUUAAAUAAAUAUACAAUGUGUAAUUAUAGAGCAUUAGAUUAAUGAUUACAGAUUGUACACAUGCCCUGGUUGAGCACUAGGUGGUGCUGUGAGGGUUUUUCUAUAAAUGAACAGUUGCGUUGGUCUCGAGCUAAAGAGGGAACAAUGUUUAAAUCAAAAACACCUCCUGUGUACUCUGUAAUUUGGAAAACUUCCCAACUCACACUGAUUAUAAAGAUAAGAAAAGCAAACACUCAUUUAAUUCCUGUAUUACUGAAUGUGUUCCAAUUUGUGUGUGUGAGUUUGUGUGCGUGUGUGUGUGUGUGUUUUCUUUCAUAUUAAUCACAUUUAUCACCUACAUGUACAUAUGCUAGAGAUUCUACAGCUAGUUUUUCUUUGUCUCUGAUAUGUGUAUGUAAGGACAUCUGUGAUUGCAGUAUUUUGUUACAGUCCUAUUUGUGAGAGAAGAUGGAUGUAGAUAUGGAGAUGAAAAAAGAUAUUGAAAGAGGACAAAGUUAAUUGGCCAAGGAUAGAGUUAGUGAGACCCCUAACAGGAAAAUACGAAAGUAGAAGAAGAGGAUUUAAUUGUAAUGUUUUAUCCACAUAGGGGUGCACGGUGGCUUAGUGGUUAGCAUGUUCGCCACACACCUCCAGGGUCGGGGUUUG